GGUGUGCUUUGCCAGAACUACCUACUCUGGGCUGAUUUACUCCGCUUCCGGGUGCUGAAGCUGUCUGAGCUGGAGGAGGAGGAGGAUUGAAUCCUGUUCGUUCAGAUCCAGGGCCGGGGAGAUCAUUUUAUUCAGCCCAAACUUCAGGUGGAGAGAAGCAGAAACAGCAAUAGAUAUGUCUGAGAACACAAGUGAUACUACACCUAAUGAUGCAACUUUACCUGCUUCUGAAGAGGGUUAUUCUGACCCCGAGGAGCUCACAAUGGCUCAAGACUUCCCAAGAGGCACGGCAGCUGAAAUCCCUGUUACCAGCAAUGGAGAGAUUGAUGAUCAAGUAGAACACAGCUACAACUUGGAUCUCAACCGAUCAAUACCAGCGGGACUAGGCCUUUCCCAGACACAGAUCACUGCACAUGGCUUUGAUAGCUGUAAAGAAGGAAUUAUUGAAGCUGGUCCCUUUCAAGGUUCCCUCUCCACACCCAGGUCUCCUGUAAUCUCUCCUAGCAGUACAGCAGCUAGCAGACUGGCUGGACAAGAAGGAGAUGUAAAUGAUCCAUCAGCAGAUAGACAGAUUACUCAACAGAAAAGUGGUCCAGUUGUCCUCUCAGAAGAACCAAGAAGCACUGCCAUUGAAAAAUUUGAACUAGUAAGAAGGUGGAGUUUAAAUACAUACAAGUGUACCCGCCAGAUCCUCUCUGAAAAGCUAGGUCGAGGCUCCAGGACGGUUGAUUUGGAAUUGGAAGCACAGAUAGAAGUACUUCGUGACAACAAAAAGAAGUAUGAAAAUGUACUGAAGCUGGCACAGACUCUUUCCGCUCAACUUUAUCAGAUGGUGCAAACCCAGAGGCAAAUGGGUGAUGCGUUUGCGGACCUCAGUUUAAAAUCUUUAGAGCUACACGAGGAAUUUGGAUACAAUGCAGAAACACAAAAACUUAUUGCAAAGAAUGGGGAAACUCUUCUAGGAGCCAUCAACUUUUUCAUCUCUGGUGUAAACACAUUAGUAAAUAAGACAAUUGAAGAUACUCUUGUUACUGUAAAGCAGUAUGAAACAGCCAGGAUCGAGUAUGACGCUUAUCGCACAGACUUGGAGGAGCUUAACCUAGGACCCCGUGAUACCACUACCAUGCCAAAGAUCGAGCAGUCACAGCAGCUUUUCCAAGCACACAAGGAGAAGUAUGACAAAAUGCGAAGUGACGUUUCCAUCAAACUAAAAUUUCUAGAAGAGAACAAGGUAAAAGUGCUACACAAUCAGCUUGUCUUGUUUCACAACGCAAUUUCAGCUUACUUUGCCGGGAACCAAAAGCAGCUUGAACAGACCCUUAAAAUGUUCCAUGUCAAAUUGAAAACCCCAGGAGUGGAUGCCCCAUCUUGGCUGGAAGAACAGUAGUAGAACUUCAAAGCAAGAUAGAAUUGUCUAAUCCAGGCCGAUUAAGUCUAUUUUGAGCUGGAGAUAAGAGUAAACAACCAUCUUUUUGAUUUAUACACAGACAGCUUUCAUUUUCAUAUUAUAAUACUUUAACAAUCAUUCUUAAUGGCAAAUGAUGCUUUGAUUGUAUUCCAUUGUGUCCAUCUAAAUUCUGUAAUUAAUUAGGCCAACACUUGUGUGGGAAUUUGGGUUUUUUUUGGUUAUAUUUUUUUCUUUCCAUAUGGGAACAGUUGAUUUCUUUUGUUAAAACGAAUAUACCUUAAUAUUGUACUUUUGCACUGAGAACCAAAAUAAAUAUGGGAAUUGGCUUGUA
Pelobates fuscus (common spadefoot toad) is the source of this 1739-nucleotide messenger RNA. RefSeq names its product ADP ribosylation factor interacting protein 1 (gene ARFIP1). Gene Ontology annotation, biological process: intracellular protein transport; regulation of Arp2/3 complex-mediated actin nucleation. The record is from RefSeq and is a predicted model, not a curated record. Gene Ontology annotation, cellular component: trans-Golgi network membrane. The transcript has 10 exons. Lineage: Eukaryota; Metazoa; Chordata; Amphibia; Anura; Pelobatidae. The coding region runs from base 176 to 1387 and encodes 403 amino acids. Gene Ontology annotation, molecular function: protein domain specific binding; phospholipid binding.